AAAGGUUAAAGUGGUGACUGUUAUCUUAUAAAUAUGUUCUUGUAUAAAUGAAUAAGUAAUGUUGUUGUGCUAUGAAAGAAAUAAAAGUCUUGAUUCGAAUUGUACACUUUUAAAGUCGUAGUUUUGUUAUUAAUUAAAUUAACUGGACCAAUAAACCACAGAGUUAUUAUUUAUUUAAAUACAACAUAAAUAUAAUGUUAAAAAUUUGGAAACUUCUAUUUGCAUAUUGACACCUUUAACCUUCAUGUAGCUUAAAACCGCUUGUCUUAUUUGUUAAAAUCAGUUUAUAAUGGGUUUUGAUGGAAUCAUCGUCAUGAAACUGCGUUUCAUAGUUUUGACUUGUUUUCUCCUCUCUCUAACUCACGGAAGACCAAAUCAUUCCGUUUCACAAGAGCAAUUAGCUCGUGUGCAUGAAGAAGCUAUUAUCCAUUUUGGUCCUCCUAAAGAUUACACAAAUUUAGACAUUCCUCCAAUUAAAGGUUAUUUUGAUGAACCAGAUAAUGAGCAUCCUUAUCGUUUUAAUUUCACCAAUGAUGGUUCAGGAAAUUAUUAUUUUGGUUUUGAUACUUUUGUUCUGAUGCGUUAUGAAAUUGGAGAAUUGAAAAACGUAGACACUGAUAAUGAAAUUCAGUCUGUUAGAGGACAAUACCAAGACAGAUAUGUCAAUGAAGAUGGGGUUCAUAUCGUACGAACAAUUGGUUACGUAGCUGAUGAAAAUGGUUAUCGACCUUUUUUGAUAGGGUUAUCUUUUGUGUUAUCUACAGCAUCUGAACCGAAAAAAGGGCUUUCUUCUGCUGCUUUGGGGAGUUUGAUCGGAGGAAAUAGUCUGGGAUAGUUUGGUUGUUUUGAAUAAACAAAAACAAUUAAAAAAAAUACGUUUGAAACCAUGAA
This is a messenger RNA of Tribolium madens (black flour beetle), 891 nucleotides long. RefSeq lists its product as uncharacterized. Lineage: Eukaryota; Metazoa; Arthropoda; Insecta; Coleoptera; Tenebrionidae. The transcript has 4 exons. The record is from RefSeq and is a predicted model, not a curated record. Bases 290 to 835 code for a protein of 181 amino acids.